AUGUCAGCUGUUCGCUCCGACUCCCUUGUGGAGGGCGUUGUGUCAGUCUCAGGCCACGAUGCCCUCGAUGAGAAAACCACUGUCAAUGUGAUCACCAAAAAUGAACAUCAACUCACCACUACAUCCUUCGAGUCUGGCGAAGAUGGGGAGGACCAUGGUAAUGAAGAUACAAUUAUCGUCAAUGGUGCCGAUGCGGCAACGUAUUUGCUUCCACUGCGGGACGAUCAUGAUCCAGCUUUGACAUUCAGAAGCCUCGUCUUAGCCUCCGGUCUCGCCUGCUUCCAGGCGGUCAUGUACCAGAUCUACAUGUUCAAACCGACCUCGAUUACCAUUCAAGGAACCUUCAUCGUCCUCAUUUCUUACUUUGUCGGAAGGGCAUGGGCAAAGUUCCUCCCCCGCGGAGAAAAGUUCGAGGCUCGAUGGAGGGCAAACGGCGGCCAAGGCAAGCUUCCCUGGUACAUCACUGUUAUCAAAUUCAUCAACACUGGGCCUUGGACAUUGAAGGAACAUGCAAUCUGCUCCAUCACGGCCACAAGUGCUUCAAAUGCCGCCGCCUCCUCCCAAGUUUUCGCAGCACAGGAGCUGUUCUAUGAUAUGUCACUGACUCCGACAACCGUCAUAUUGAGUACCAUUUCUAUUGGCCUGUUUGGUUACGGAAUUUGUGGAAUCAUGCGUCCCAUUGCGGUCUGGCACGUUGAUGCAGUCUACUGGAGUACUUUGCCUACUGUCAAAGUCCUCCAAGGGCUUCAUUGGCAGGACCUGAAGAAUUCAAAGCCACUGAGAUACUUCUGGUAUGCUUUUACCGGCAUGAGUCUCUAUGAAAUCUUCCCUGCCUAUAUCUUCGUUUGGCUCAACUCUGUCUCCAUCCCGUGUCUGGCAUCUAUGAAGGCUACUGGUAGUAAGGCUGCUGUUCUUACGAAUCUAUUCGGAGGGUCCUUGAACAAUGAGGGUCUUGGUCUUUUCAAUAUCUCCUUCGACUGGCAAUACAUCACCUCUUUUCAAACCUCUCUUCCUCUUACGCUUCAGGCUCACCAAGCUGCCGGAUUUGUAGUUUGCUUUAUCGCUAUGCUCGGCAUCUACUACGGAAAUGGCUGGGGCGCAAGAUCGCUUCCCUUCAUGUCGACAAAGCUCCUCCAGAGUAACGGAACCGCAUACCCCGUCGCUGAUGUUUUCGUUGGCGGCGUGCUCGAUGAAGAGGCCUUACUCGAGUAUGGCCUACCCAAACUGACCGGAACUUUUGCUUUUGCCAUGUUUAUGGCCAAUGCCGCUAUUGGCGCUCUUAUUGUUCAUUGCUUCCUCUUCUGGGGCAAGGACAUCUAUGCCGCGUUUAAAAAAGCCAGGGAAGGUCGGUAUGAUGAUCGCCACCACGAGCAUAUGACCAGGCACUAUAAAGAAGCACCUUGGUGGUGGUAUGCGGUUAUUCUGGUCGUUAGUUUUGUCCUUGGUCUUAUUGUUGUCAUCAAGGAGAACAUUUCGCUCCCAGUCUGGGCAUACAUUGUCUCCUUGAUUGUUGGAAUCAUCAUUUCGCCCUUCAGCACUAUCUUGUACUCUCGCUACGGCAAUGGUAUUGCAACCAACAACCUCUCGAAGAUGCUGGCGGGUCUGAUGAUUCCUGGACGUCCUGUUGGAAACAUGUAUUUUGCGGCUUGGUCGCACAAUGUCAUCUCCAAUGCGGUUAACCUGUCCAACGAUCUAAAGAUGGGCGAAUAUCUGAAAAUUCCCCCUCGUGUCAUGUUCUUGACUCAAAUCUGGGGUACAAUUCUUGGCGGGUUUGUCAACUACGCUAUGAUGAUCUCAAUUGUCAGAGAAAACAAAGCAGUUCUCGAAUCAUCAAGUGGCAGUAACUCCUGGAGUGGUGCUACUAUGCAGGCCUACAACACUAAUGCAACUUCCUGGGCUCUUGCCUCCUAUCUUUACAAGAUGGGUGGUGAGUACUGGAUGGUUCCUAUUGGUAUUGCUAUUGGUGGUGCUGCUGUUAUUGCCCAUCGCAUCUUCUACUAUUUCGUUCCUAAAAUUCGUGGAUUUGACGUUGCCGAUAUCAACAUGCCUCAGUUCAUUCAAUACGCUGGCUACAUCCCUUACAACCAGAGUCAGACCUGUGUUCUCUUCAGCUGGGUCAUCUGCGGCUUCUACGUCCAAUACUAUUUGCGUAAUUAUCGACCUCGAAUCUUCAAAGAUUAUUCCUACCUGAUUACUGGUGCAUUUGAUGGUGCAAGUCUGACUGUGUUGUUUAUUCUCAGCUUUGCGGUUUUUGGAGCCGGAGGUGCUUCCCACGCCUUCCCAAAUUGGUGGGGUAAUAACGCCGAUGGGAACUAUGAUCUCUGUCCCUCUAGUUAG
This is a messenger RNA of Penicillium odoratum, 2337 nucleotides long. RefSeq names its product OPT family oligopeptide transporter. Gene Ontology annotation, molecular function: oligopeptide transmembrane transporter activity. Gene Ontology annotation, biological process: transmembrane transport. Bases 1 to 2337 code for a protein of 778 amino acids. The record is from RefSeq and is a predicted model, not a curated record. The transcript is spliced from 10 exons. NCBI's taxonomy places the organism in Eukaryota, Fungi, Ascomycota, Eurotiomycetes, Eurotiales, Aspergillaceae.